Messenger RNA from Pomacea canaliculata, 2973 nucleotides. RefSeq names its product monoacylglycerol lipase ABHD6-like. Lineage: Eukaryota; Metazoa; Mollusca; Gastropoda; Architaenioglossa; Ampullariidae. The record is from RefSeq and is a predicted model, not a curated record. The coding region runs from base 362 to 1357 and encodes 331 amino acids. The transcript has 8 exons.
CAUUACAGAGUUACAGUUCUUUUCAUAGCCUUUUGGCGAAGCAAAAGUCGUCUGCUUUUAAUUGGAAACAAAACUCAUUCAAAUAGCUUCGUUUCAGCGAAGCAGACCAUCAGUUAACGAGGAAAAUUUUAAUUUAAAAUAUUUUCCCCCCACACAUUAACUGAUAGAGCUUUUUUAAAAGGUGAUGUUGUUUACAUGUAUCACAUGAGAGCAAAGUCCGAAGCACGUACAGCUACAACAAAAGCUAGUGACAAGCAUAAGAGUACGGUUCUUGAUUCCAGGAAUAAUGAGAAAUACAUUGGUGGAUCUCACUUUCGCUUCUUACUUGGAGUGUACUUUAUAAUCACAAGUAUCGUAGAAGAUGUGGACGAUUGCUUUCUACGCCUUAUUAGGAGUGUUGUCAGUGUCAACCACAGUGAUGACACUCCUCUACUUCUGUUACCCCAGCUUACUUAUAAGGCUUGGAUAUAAACUGUAUCGAUCAUCAUGUGGAAUGCAGGUAAAGUUUAUUGGUAAUGCAGAUACUGUCUUUUGCUAUGGGGAGAAAGGCAAGGAAAGCAAAGACAAGUCAAGCAUCCUGUUCAUUCAUGGAUAUACAGGGUCCAAGGACCAUUGGGUCCAGGCAUUUAAGAUGCUUGGCAACAAUCAUCACCUUGUUGCUAUUGAUCUGCCAGGACACGGGGCAUCAUCAACUCCCCCGGCUGAACAAGAGCUGACAAUUGAGUAUGCUCUCGAAUCAAUAAAACUGUUUGCAGAAAUGGUUGGUUUAACUGACAGACCUUUCCAUAUUGUUGGGGGGUCUCUGGGAGGUUGUUUGGCUGGAAUGUUUGCUGCUACUUAUCCUCACUUGGUGGAGCGAGUCACACUGGUUUGCCCUGCUAUGAAAACCCCAGAACCUAGUGAAUUCAUGAAGCAAGUAGAGCGAGCAGUGGAAAUAGGUGCUGAAAAUGUCCAGAUACAUCAUUGCAGUUUGUUGCCACAGACAACUCAAGAACUUCAACUGAUGGUGGAAAGCUGUGUGUAUGCUGACCUAAAAUUAUCCAGCCAGAUUCUCAAAGGAGUUGUGCAGUUGAGAACACCUAAGAAUGAGUUUUAUUUGAGAGUUUUUCGCAAUCUAGCUACUUUGGAGAAUCUGACAAUACUGGAAAACAACUGCCACAGAAUUAUUAUGCCAUCCCAAGUAAUAUGGGGAGAACAUGACCAGAUACUGCAUAAGAGUGGUGCAUACUUGCUAAGUAAAAAGUUGCCCAACUGUCAGGAUGUUACAAUCCUUGAACGCUGUGGUCAUUCUUUUGACCUGGACAGACCAGGGGCUUUUGUUAAGGCUCUUCUGAAGUUCAGAGAGGCAAAUCAAUAAACUAUAGUAGUGACAGAAAAUUAACUUAUGUAAAUGAAAAGGAAUUAAAACAGAUAUAUAAUUAUGUAUUUAUAUGUGUGUGUGUGUUUUAUUAAAGAACAGAAAAGAAGUACUUUUUGGUUUUGCUUUUGUGCUUUUGCACAGAGCUAAGCAGCCCGGUAUUUGUUGUGAAGGUUCACAGGUAAGGUCAUUUACUUAUGCAUAUGUAUGAGACAAUUGUUGAGAUUGUAACAAGUCUAAAGCCUUUGAUUAGGCAUGUAAAAUAUUAAAAGUUUUGUUUGGAUGAUAAAAGUAAAUGAUGGUUUAUAGAUUUCAUGACAAUGCAGUCAGAUGGAGUACACACAGAUAAGUGAUACAUAUCAUGUACUCAAUGAAGCCAAUGUGUUGCCAAAAGAAUUGUGUUGACAUUCAUCUGGUUAUGCUCCAGUUGGAACAUUUCAUGUAUAGCGCAUGAAAGUACAGAAUGACCUGGUGAGUCAAACAGCAGUGUGAUGAAAAGAGGGAGCAUUAGAUGCAGAUGAUAGUUAAUUAUUCCUUUUGCUUCCUUGAGAAGCAUAGGGCCGCAACAACACCUAACCAGCAGACCCGAUUUUGGGCAGCCCCCUUCAUUUGGGCCCAUGUGGUUCCAAUGUCCUUUGCAUCACUUUCUUCUGUUCUUUUCCACCUGCAGAUGAUAAGACCUAGUUUAUUUGACUAAGCCUUAUGUUUUCAUCUGUCUAAUGUCACACUUGGAUUAUUGGGGAGGGAGAGAGAAACUAAGUAUGUCAACAGCAUCUUUAUGCCAUUUAAAGCCUGCUGUUUUCCAGUAAUACUCUGUCAUAUGUGAGGGUUCAGACAUUAUUGGCAACUUUUAUAGAAGAUUAAAGAUUAAAUAUGGACUACACAUUAUUCUGAUCUCAGUCACCUGUGAUGAUGGUACUUUCGGCCCCUGUCAUCAAGUGGGCAAAUAUGCAGCCUGAGUUUUUAACAGUAGUUCAAACUGAAUAAAUAAAAAAGAAAUAAAUUACAUCAUGUGAGGAAAAAAAUUUUUUUGAAGAUUUUUCUGUUUUCUUGGCACAUUCCUUCAGAUUAAAAAAUAGUAUCUAUAUAUUUAUUGCACAGCUUGAAAUGAGUGUGGCAUAACUGAGGGACAAUUUGUAUGUCUCGCCAAAAGCUUUCAAUUGGAACAGUGAAGGAAUAUUUUUUACUUUGAAUAUUUACAAGUGUAUUUAUUAUAUGAAGUACUAUAAGGGGCAGUAAGAUCAGCUAUUAUUUAUAUUCUAUGUGUUCACACUCUUGGUCAGUCGAUUUUCUAAAAACAGCAAACAUAAAGUUUUAUAAAAUUUUAUUCUUAGUGGGUUCAUUGUCAGCCAUGUUGUUUUGGAUAUCUCAUGACAUUUAUUUUUAAAAAUGUAUUUGAUUGUUAAGUAAAAAACCAACAGCUGUGGUGCUAAACAUUUUCUGUGUUAAUUUUAUUUGCAAUGUUGUGUUUUUCCAAAGAAAAGUACUGUUUACCAGUGUGCUAUAGCCACUAUGCUUGUUUACUGUUUAAUUUAGUAUAUGUGCUAUGUUAAACUUUGACAGAAUUUUUUAUUUUGCACAGUGAUCAAGUUUUUAUAAUAAAUCAAUUAUUGCAA